Messenger RNA from Temnothorax curvispinosus, 2946 nucleotides. RefSeq lists its product as uncharacterized. The coding region runs from base 443 to 2923 and encodes 826 amino acids. The record is from RefSeq and is a predicted model, not a curated record. Lineage: Eukaryota; Metazoa; Arthropoda; Insecta; Hymenoptera; Formicidae. The transcript is spliced from 13 exons. Gene Ontology annotation, biological process: dephosphorylation. Gene Ontology annotation, molecular function: phosphatase activity.
CUCGACGUCAUCAUCAUUUUAAGAACGACAUCAUGACAUAAGAAUUUGCUCAAAUUCUAAGGAUAUUUCAUUUACUCAUCGGUAUUCUCAGGGCAUUUGUGAGAUUUUCUCGUAUUGCAUGGAGGUUCACUCAAUUCCUAACGCAUCUUCUUCCUCGUUGCUAGCAAUUAAUUUGCGACGGAACAUUAUAUGUGACGGAAAGCUCUGCGAUCUCUAAAUCCCGCGACGUAUUUUCAUGCGCAAUAAAGUAUACCUAGCACUGUAUAAAAAGUUUAUAAAAAGUCGAAUUCUCCAAGAUAAGCUUAAUGCUAAUCAAAAGAAAUAAAACUUAUUAUGUAAUUUCAGAAAAGUAAACCAGGAAAUGAAUUUCUGCUACAAAUUUAUACAUAUAUGCGUCACGCGGUACGACGUCCGAUAAACUGGCUCGGGCAGAAAUUACAAUAUGGUGGGGUGUACGCUCCAACACCUUAAAAGCUUUAUGUGUCACGAAAAAAAGCCAGUAUUCAAUAAAUCCUUACAUUCGAUUUUGGGUACGAACGAAAUGGUCUCGUGUAACAUUUUUGAUAAUUAUUUAUCAAUUGCUAUUAUUAGUUUAAACAUAAUUUUGAUCGAAGCUGUGCCUUCUGAGCUUAAAUUAGUCAAUGUGGUAUUCAGACAUGGCGAUCGAACACCUGAUCUCAACGAACACGAAAUGUAUCCAAAUGAUCCGUAUAUAAAUUAUACCUUCUAUCCAACAGGCUUCGGACAAUUGACCUUGAAAGGCAAGAAACGUGAAUAUAGACUGGGACAAUUUUUGCGUUCUAGAUACAAUGACUUUCUUGGCAGUUUAUAUACGCCAAACUUAGUCGUUGGUCAUAGUUCGGAGAUAGAUAGAACAAAAAUGUCUUUGCAACUUGUUCUCGCUGGCUUAUUUCCACCGAGAAAUGUACAACGAUGGAACCUUUUUUUAAAUUGGCAACCGAUUCCGACAUCGUACACACCACGUGUGGAAGACAGUAUUUUCCUAGCCAUAGAGUGUCCGCAGUCCAUGAACGAAUAUUCUCGAAUAUUAAAUUCGACCGAAGGACAAUUACUGACUACCCAAUUCCAGGACUCUAUGGACAGCUUGACAAAAUUAACCGGAAAGAAAAUAGAGACAUUAGUAGAUCUUUAUCUUCUUUAUAAUACUUUCGCAGCUGAGUCUUCCUUGGGAUUGCCUCUUCCCAAAUGGGCAUACGAUUAUUUUCCUAAUGGAGCAUUGUUGGAUGGAGCAGUAGCCUUCUUCAAUAUUAGUACUAAUUCCACUCCUUUAUCAAGAAGACUAAAUGCUGGUCCAAUGAUCCGUAUUAUGACGGAUAAUAUGAUAGCUGUACAAAAUCCAACCGCUGCGCCGAAUACGAAGAUUUAUUUAUACAGUGGUCACGAUUUAAAUGUUGUCAAUAUGUUGGAGGCGUUCAAUGUGUACAAACCGCAUGUCCCCGAAUAUUCUAGCGCAGUUAUUCUGGAAUUGCGACACAUUGGGCAAGAGUAUUAUGUGAAGCUCGUGCAUUAUCGAGGCAUUCCGCCCACUAUCGAGGAUCUUAAAAUUCCAGGCUGCGAUAUACUGUGUCCCUUCGAUAAGUAUCUGGAUCUAAUUGAAGACUUGAUGCCGUCCGACGAGGAGAUGACUUGUAACAAGAAGAUUCCGAAAUGGCAUUACUUCUCCAGAUUAGGUGCCAGCAAGAUGGUCUCGUUCCUGAUACUCGACAAUUAUUUGUCGAUUGGUCUAAUCAUCGGCAUAAACGCUAUUCUACUUGCAAGUGCGCAACCUGAGCUCAAGUUAGUUAAUGUGGUAUUUAGACAUGGUGAUCGGACACCUGAUAAAAGCGGACAAGAAAUGUAUCCGAAUGAUCCGUAUUUAAAUUAUUCCUUCUAUCCGGAAGGUUUAGGACAGUUGACAGUUCGAGGCAAGAUGCGCCAGUAUGAAUUAGGACAAGUUUUGUACCGCAGAUACAAAAACUUUCUAGGAGAUCUAUAUCUGCCAAAACUCGUUAUGGGUCACAGCUCGGAUUAUGAUAGAACGAAAAUGUCUUUGCAAUUGAUUCUCGCCGCCUUGUUUCCGCCAAUAAAUGUUCGACAACGGUGGAAUCCCGCAUUGAAUUGGCAACCGAUUCCGACGUCAUAUGUGCUACGUGUUGAUGAUAAUUUCUUCUUGCCUGAUGAGUGUCCACAGUUCCUCAAGGAGUAUAAUCGAGUGCUGGAUUUACCUACAACGAAAAAAAGAUUGUCCCAAUUCACGGGCAUGAUGAAUAAAUUGACCAGGUUAACCGGCAAGAAGAUCGAAAAGCCUCUGGAUAUGUAUUAUUUGUAUCACACCUUCGUAGCGGAGUCAUCUAUGAAUCUGACUCUUCCCGAAUGGGCGUACGAUUAUUUUCCGGACGGUCCACUAUUCGAUGGAACCGUAGUUUCAUACAAUAUUGCAAAUUCUACUCCUUUAUUAAAGAGGUUGUAUGCUGGCCCCAUGAUUCGUGCCAUAACGAAGAAUAUGCUAGCCGUACAAAAUGCAAACUCAUCGAACACGAAAAUUUAUUUAUACAGCGGUCACGAAACUAACAUCGCGACAUUGUUGCACGCGUUCAACGUGUAUAAGCCUCUUGUACCUGAAUACACCAGCGCAAUUAUUCUAGAAUUGUUACAGCAAAAUAACCAGUAUUAUGUAAAGUUUUUAUAUUAUCGGGGCAUUCCGCCGAUCAUCGACGAGCUUAAAAUCCCAGAUUGCGAAACUCUCUGUCGUUUCGACAAGUUCUUGGGUCUAAUACGAAACUUGAUUCCAUCUGAUAAAGAAAUGGCUUGCGACAAGAGACAAACUGUGGAUUACGCUGACACAAAAUAUCCUGCCUACUUGGAAAAAAUAGUGUACAAUUUAAUAACAAAAUCAAUUAUUGAUUUCAAUGGGAAUAGAUAAUAAUGAAAACACCUAAUGCGCUA